Molecule: messenger RNA, 1046 nt
Organism: Triplophysa rosa
Lineage: Eukaryota; Metazoa; Chordata; Actinopteri; Cypriniformes; Nemacheilidae
Gene: tnfrsf9b
Product: tumor necrosis factor receptor superfamily, member 9b
Exons: 7
Coding region: 146-1042 (298 amino acids)
Biological process (GO): regulation of cell population proliferation
Cellular component (GO): external side of plasma membrane
Molecular function (GO): cytokine binding; signaling receptor activity
Source: RefSeq, a predicted model, not a curated record
GUGUAAACGUGACAUUUCGGAACUUACAAAUGUGGUUUCACUUCUCCCCUAAAUAAGUUUCAUUGCUAGAGAAGAUCUCAUCGUGAGCAGUGAGCACUUCUCUUCAGAGACGUUUGUGAGUUAUCAGCUGGAUGUUUACUGUAAAAUGAGGCUGCUCCAUGGAUUGGUCUUUUUCCUUGCGCUCUCCGUUCUGGCUGUAAGACAUGGAGUGGAAUCGAAAUGUCAGGACUGGGGUACGGAAAAGGAUUCCACAAACGUGUGCUGCAAGAAAUGCAAACCAGGAAACCAUCUCAUCGAUAACUGUGGUCCAGACCCGCACGCUUUGUGUGCUCCAUGUGGAAAUGAAACCUACAUCUCAGAUACAAGUCAGAAGAACUGUCUCAGGUGUACUCAAUGCAUAGGUUUGAUGCGUGUGAAGGUGAGAUGCUCAGUCAGCAGUGAUACGGUCUGUGAAUGCUCGCAGGGUUUUCGCUGCGGGGAUGAAGAGUGUUCGUUCUGUGUGCAGGAGUGUGCCAAAGGACAACAGCCUAAAGACAGGAAGUGUGAACCAUGUCCUCCAGGAACAUACAAUGACAAACUUCAUCAAUCCUGUAUUAAAUGGAGAAAAUGUACACAGCCAGACCACCAAAUUACUGAUCCUGGAACGGUCGAGUCAAAUGUAGUCUGUGGGCCUAAAAGACAACCAGACCAAACCACUUCAUCAGAUAACACACCAACAGAAUCACCGUCAGAUCAAAAACCACUAGUGUCUCCACCAGACAACAGCAGCGUCUCCGUAGAGAGCAAGGUCAUAGCUAUUUUAGUCACUUUUGGGCUCCUCUGUGUAAUGAUACCCAUUUUCACAAUCCUGUACCUGGAGUGGAAAAGAAAGACCUUUGACAAACCCCUGGGUACAAAGAAAGCUCAAACUGCAGAAGAGACUCGGACAGCUCAACCUGAAGAAUGCAGUUUCUGUUUUCCACAGCAGGAACACGGUGCCAGCAGUCAGACGUCCAUGUCCUCGCUGGUCUCAGAAGACAAGGCCAUGCCUUUAGUUGGAUGAAAGU